AUGCGUGAAGUUAUCUCGGUACACGUGGGUCAAGCUGGUGUGCAGAUUGGGAAUGCUUGCUGGGAGCUUUACACAGUCGAACACGGUCUCAGUCCUGAUGGUCGUCUUCCUGAAGGCUCUGUAGCCAACGACGAUGGUUUUAGUACCUUCUUCUCAGAGACUUCGUCCGGCAAACACGUCCCGCGAUCUCUUUACAUCGAUCUUGAGCCCAAUGUCAUCGACGAGAUCAGGAAUGGUCCUUACAGGAGUCUCUUUCACCCUGAGACUCUUAUCACCGGCAAGGAGGAUGCUGCCAGCAACUAUGCGAGAGGUCACUACACCAUCGGAAAGGAAAUGAUCGACACCGUGAUGGACAAGGUUCGCCGUCUCUCGGACAACUGUUCUGGUCUUCAAGGAUUCUUCGUCUUUCAUUCGUUUGGUGGUGGAACUGGCUCUGGUUUCGGUGCCCUUAUCCUCGAGCGUCUUUCCAUGGAUUACGGAAAGAAGUCUAAACUUGAGUUCAGUGUAUACCCCGCGCCCACGCUCGCAAACUCAAUCGUUGAACCUUACAACUCUGUUCUGACCACCCACACCACCUUGGAACACUCAGACUGUUCAUUUAUGGUUGACAAUGAAGCUAUCUAUGACAUUUGCAAAAAGAAUUUGAGCAUCCCAGCCCCAGGCCUCACUAAUCUAAACAGGCUUAUUGCUCAAGUUGUGUCUUCCAUCACCGCGUCAUUGCGUUUCGACGGUUCUUUGAAUGUCGAUCUGAAUGAAUUCCAGACUAACCUCGUUCCCUUCCCCCGUAUUCACUUCCCUCUUGCCACGUUUGCUCCCAUUAUUUCCGCGGAUAAAGCUCACCACGAGCAAAAUUCAGUUGCGGAUAUGACUUUCUCAUGUUUCGAGCCUGGAAAUCAAAUGGUCAAGUGUGACCCGAGGGAAGGCAAAUAUAUGGCUUGCGCUUUGCUAUACCGUGGCGAUGUUGUUCCCAAGGACGUGAACGCUGCCGUGUCUAUCAUUAAGACGAAGCGUACCAUUCAAUUUGUUGACUGGUGUCCCACCGGCUUCAAGCUUGGUAUCUGUAACGAACCCCCGGCGCAUGUACCUGGCGGAGACCUUGCGAAGGUUAGCCGCAGCAUGUGUAUGUUAUCAAACACCACCGCGAUCUCGUCUGCAUGGAGCCGUCUUGAUCAUAAAUUCGACCUUCUAUACUCUAAACGUGCGUUUGUUCACUGGUACGUCGGUGAAGGAAUGGAGGAGGGUGAGUUCUCUGAGGCUCGUGAGGACUUGGCUGCCCUUGAGAAAGACUACGAGGAAGUUGGUAUUGACUCUGCUGAUAUUGAAGAGUCAGGUGAAUACUAG
This is a messenger RNA of Lentinula edodes (shiitake mushroom), 1341 nucleotides long. RefSeq names its product tubulin alpha. The coding region runs from base 1 to 1341 and encodes 446 amino acids. The record is from RefSeq and is a predicted model, not a curated record. Gene Ontology annotation, cellular component: microtubule; nucleus; cytoplasm. NCBI's taxonomy places the organism in Eukaryota, Fungi, Basidiomycota, Agaricomycetes, Agaricales, Omphalotaceae. The transcript has 7 exons. Gene Ontology annotation, molecular function: structural constituent of cytoskeleton; GTP binding. Gene Ontology annotation, biological process: nuclear migration by microtubule mediated pushing forces; nuclear division; mitotic cell cycle.